This is a messenger RNA of Quercus lobata, 882 nucleotides long. RefSeq lists its product as uncharacterized. Gene Ontology annotation, molecular function: RNA-DNA hybrid ribonuclease activity; nucleic acid binding. The record is from RefSeq and is a predicted model, not a curated record. NCBI's taxonomy places the organism in Eukaryota, Viridiplantae, Streptophyta, Magnoliopsida, Fagales, Fagaceae. Bases 1 to 882 code for a protein of 293 amino acids. The transcript is spliced from 2 exons.
AUGAAGCUGAAUCCAAACAAAUGCGCAUUCGGAGUAACGGCGGGAAAAUUCUUGGGUUUCAUGGUAUCCCAAAGAGGAAUAGAGGUCAACCCGGAGAAGGUGCGGGCCAUAAUGGAGUUAGAACCACCAAGGACGGUUAAGGAGGUCCAAAGUCUAAAUGGAAAGAUCGCAGCUCUAAACAGCUCGCGGACGGCCAUAAAAGGGCAGGCAGUAGCUGACUUCAUCGCUGAGUUCACACACGGGGAAGGCCAAUUGAUAGAAGAGAAAGAACAGUGGAAUAUCUAUACAGACGGAUCCUCAAACAGACGAGCCGGAGGUGCCGGAGUAGUGAUCCAAACUCCGCAGGGGGACAAGAUACAAUGUAUGAUCCGACUGGAUUUCCCAACAACCAACAACGAGGCAGAGUAUGAAGCCUUGGUCGCAGGGCUAGACCUUGCAAAGGCCGCGGGAGUAGAAAACAUAAUUGUCCACUGCGAUUCACAAGUGGUGACGAGCCAGAUCAAUGGCGACUACGAGUGCAAGAACGAUAGAAUGAAGAGGUAUUUAGAAGAAGUGAAAUACCGAAUCAGCAACCUCGAAGUCGAAUUCAUUCAGAUCCUAAGAGAAGAGAACGAAUGGGCUGACCACCUAGCAAAAGCUGCGUCAGCCGAAUUCAUGCUGGUACCCGAACAGGUAUUAUCAUUCGUCCAAAUCUCCUCACUUAUCGAUGAUGGAACAAAUAUACAGGUGGUAAACUCUGAAUAUAACUGGACCACGCCAUUGAUCUCCUACCUAAAGGCUAGGGUGUUACCAGACGAGAAGGGCGCCGCAAGAAAGCUGAAAGUCCAGGCAUCACGGUUCGUGCUGAUAAAGGACGUAUUAUAUAAAAGGGGUUUCUCUUGA